This is a messenger RNA of Daphnia magna, 3067 nucleotides long. RefSeq lists its product as uncharacterized. The record is from RefSeq and is a predicted model, not a curated record. The coding region runs from base 1964 to 3067 and encodes 367 amino acids. NCBI's taxonomy places the organism in Eukaryota, Metazoa, Arthropoda, Branchiopoda, Diplostraca, Daphniidae. The transcript is spliced from 7 exons.
UAAAUAAAUGCGUUGUUCAUCCUUGUCGUGAUACCUACAAUUCGUCCAGGAAUAAAGAAAAUGGAGUAACAUUAUUCAGUGUACCAAAAAAUUUUGUAGAGAAGUGGAAAGAAGUGAUCCCCUAUUUAAACAAAUCGUCCUAUGUUUGUUCACGUCAUUUCGAUGCAGAGGAAAUUGAAAAGGGAAAAGAAAUUUGGAAUGUUUUUCAUCCUUUUGUAAGGUGGAAACUGAAAACGGGUUCUUAUCCCAAGUAUAUGUUGCUGCCCAGUGAUUAUCUCCAAGAACUAGUUAGGAAACGAACAACAAGGGAAAGUGAUCAAGCUACUACUUUGGUGCCACAGAAAAGGAGAGCGUUGAUGGAUUUAUCAAUUUGUGGCAAGCAAGAAAAUGUAAUGAUGCCUAAGGUAGCUGUAAUUUCUAAAAGUAGCCCACCUCUUGCUCAGCCACCUGAUCUGGUACUUGCAAAGCCACCUGAGGAAGCUGUGCUAGUUUCACUACCUAAAACUUUUUCACAUCAGGUCCAGGCAAUUAAACAUGAAGAAAUCUCUUCUGAUCCUGAGUUAGUUUUAGCAACGGCAGACAUUAUUGAGAAUCCUGUGCCAAUGCAUGGAUAUUUGCUGGCUGAGGAACCUAUGUCAAUUGUUUUUCCUACAACAAUAUCUGUCCUAAGCCAGGUUGAAGAACAAAGUGAGUUUCCUGGUGAAACCAAUCCCCUUGAUCUCGUUCGACAAAAUCGAUUUAUGUGUUUGGUUCCAGAAGUAGUCGAUAAGACGCCAACAACUAUAAAGCAUACUGAGCAUAUACAAAAACACGUAGAUGGUGUGGAAGCUGUGGAGCCCCUUUCAUCGACCACCGAAACAAGACCCACAACAGUAAUUUCUGUGUGUGACGAACGCUCGCUGCUCUACUGGUCUUCAUUCGUUAGACUACCUUCCAUUUUUUGGGGGUGGUCUUUCAACCAAGGACUUGAAACUGUUUUUUGCACUGGCUACGGUAAAUCUGAAAAAUUAGCCACAGUCAUCGUGAAAACCAUUGCUGUCCGUUUAUCGGGAGAGCUGUUCUACCUAUUCAAUGGGAUUAGUAUAUCACAUUGCGAAUUACCGCCGAAAUUUUCAACUUUUGAAAGGCUUUCCACCAUUAUACAGUUCUUCGACAAACUGAAGCCAUGCGAGGGUAUCACUAUCCCAUCAGCAAAGCUAACAAAAUAUUCAGAUGACUUCGUUGGUGUGAAAGACAAAAACGGAAAUUGGCGUUCUAAAAGUUGUGCAUAUGUCUUUGACACAAUAUAUGUCGCUACAUCAUGCACGCGUUGCCGGGCACUGAAGAGAUAUUUUCUGCAGAAGAUAGGAACGUUGCAAUUAAAAAAAAAAAAGAAACAAUGAACGAGAAAUGUCGAAAAUUGCGAAGCAAGCUGAACACAAUGGAAAAGAAACUUGAGAAAAGCAACCUAAAUGUGAAAAAUUUACGCAGUGACUGCAAGAAACUUUUGAAGGAAAAGAAAAGUGCUUUUCAGAACCAGAUGGGACAUCUUUCAGAAAUGGUGAAUGGUGGUAGUUUUAUUAUUUUCAAGUAGCUAGUAGCUCAUUAAAUGUUUCUUAUAUGACAUUUGGUGAUUUAUUUUACUACAUCUUAAUCAUUUCUUUUUUCAAUGACUAUUUUCUCCAAAUUUGAUUUGAAAGUUAUUAUUCGCGACGGACAAUUUUUUUUACAUUCUGUUUACAAACAAUUUAAUUGCGCAUUAUUUAGUCUCCUGUAAUUUUCAUUUCAUAUCGCAAUUUGUGUUUUGUUUGCUGACCAUAAUGUAACAAUUAUUAUGUUGUAUGUUUCCUUAUGUGUUAACAAAAAAUGUAAACGUUAGCAUUCAAAAUCGAGAUUUGUUUGAGAUUAGUUUCAUUAGAACUUUUGUAUUAGAUUUUAUUACACAUAUUUUUUUUUCAUUUAGUUUUAUCAUUCAUAGGAACAAAUGGUGGUCCGCACGUUUCUUGUUAAGGGUUCAAUAGAUCCAGCUAAAGAUAAGAAAGGGAACACUAUGAGGUAUGAAAAUGUUUAUCUCAUCAACUGUGUGCUGUUCAAGAUGAAAAGCAGCCGAGCCUACAAAUUCCUACGAGAAAUGCAGCUCCUACCGCUGCCAGGAUUGUCUACCAUACGAAGAUUAAUGAGCUCAUCACAAUGUGUUUUGGGCUUCAACAAACUAGCCUUGGAAAACAUUUGUGAAGCAAUGUCAGGAAAAUCUGCACAUGAACGUUGGGGUGGAGUAAUGUUAGACGAGAUGGCAAAUGCCAAAGGAAUCGAUUUCGACACAUGUACUCUUCCUUGGAAGGGAACUGUAGAUUAUGGUGGAGAAAUCUCCGACUUGGUUCCCAAUGGCCUUGCUGACCAUAUCCUGGUAUUUGUUUUCCGACCCUACUUAGCUGGUUGGAUACAACCUUUCGCUUGGUUCGGUACCAAAGGUGGUGCCUCUGGUACUAUCUUGGUAGAACUAAUCAUCAAAGCUUUUGCAUGCCUACACAAUCAUGGCGCAAUUGCUAAACAUGUCGUUUUUGAUGGAAAUCAAACGAACAAAUCGUUAAUGAAGCAAUUUGGAAUAUCGGGAGAAGAAGAGGGAGCAAGUUGCCUUGAUCAUCCACUUCAACCUGAUUCCAAAAUUCAUUUUAUGGUGGACGUUCCACAUUUAUUGAAAGUUGUAAGAAACAAUAUGGAAUCACAUCGUUGUGUACAGUUCCAGGGACAUUUGGUCAAUUAUAAACAUUACGAGGAAUUGUUUGAUUUCGCAAAGACGAAGCAAAUCACCCUUGGAUAUCACCUAUCCUACGCUCACAUCCACCCGAACAACUUUCAAAAAAUGAAUGUUCGUUUAUGCGCACAACUAUUUUCAAACAAAACUGCGAUGGCGUUCAACAUCUUAAGGAAUCAACAAGAAGACACAGAAGUUGGAAAACUUAUAAAAUCAAAUUUUCAAGGGACAGAAAACAUAGAACGCCUCACAAAAAUGAUGAAUGACGUGUUUGACAUACUAAAUCUGCGCUUCUGUAAAGAGGGAAUUGUCCAUGCGACUUGGGAAAAUUAA